Molecule: messenger RNA, 2758 nt
Organism: Prunus persica (peach)
Lineage: Eukaryota; Viridiplantae; Streptophyta; Magnoliopsida; Rosales; Rosaceae
Product: polyadenylate-binding protein-interacting protein 3
Exons: 16
Coding region: 352-2244 (630 amino acids)
Biological process (GO): cytoplasmic stress granule assembly
Cellular component (GO): cytoplasmic stress granule
Molecular function (GO): RNA binding
Source: RefSeq, a predicted model, not a curated record
AAAAAUUAACACGUGGCAGCUUAGUAGUUGGGGUCGUUCUAAGCUACCGUGUUCCCACCUCAUGUAAUCAUACGAACCCACUCGAUGUAAUUACCAUUGUCGCGCGCCGCCUCACUCUUUCAUCUCUGGCUCUUUUUUUCCUCUUCUCAGUCGAACCCACGCGGCAAAUCUACAAGCCUUCCGGUGAAUCUUCGCACGCCGCUGCCGCCGACCCCGUUCUCCGAGAUCUGCAGGCGACGCUUAUCGGCGGUGGUUGCGAGUUGGAUCGUCGUCGUGUGUUCACGAUUCUGUUAGCCGUCGUGCGUGGGUCAGAGUCCGGCGACGUCCGGUGGUCAGAGGUUGCUACUGAGGAUGAUUACGCAACCAACUGUUAAUCCUAAAUCUUCUGCUAACGGUUUUGGCCGUCGAAGAGGUGAAAGAGAAGGGGGAGCUAGGGUGGAGAAUAAAUCACAGUCUGGAAAAGCAAACCACAGCAGAUCAACAAAUACUGGCACCAAAUCUGGCAACUAUGAGAGUCCUUCACGUGAUCGAUUAGUGUAUUUAACCACGUGUCUUAUUGGGCAUCAUGUGGAAGUCCAGGUGAAAAAUGGAUCCAUAUAUUCUGGAAUCUUUCAUGCAACAAACGCUGAAAAGGACUUUGGAAUCAUCUUGAAAAUGGCACGCAUGAUAAAGGAUGGUUCCUUACGUGGACAGAAGUCUGUGGUAGAGUCAGUUAGCAAGCCUCCAUCAAAGACUUUUAUAAUACCUGCCAAAGACCUUGUGCAAGUUAUCGCAAAGGAUGUCUCAAUAAGUAGGGAUGGAUUGUUAAAUGAGGUUCAGCCUGAAAAACAUCAUGAAAUUAUGAUAGAUUCCUUCAUAUCACAAUCCCGCCGUGGUGAGAUGGAGAGAGAGCUGGAACCGUGGGUCCCUGAUGAAGAUGAUCCACGAUGUCCUGAACUGGAAAAUACAUUUGAUGGACAUUGGAAUAGGAACUGGGAUCAAUUUGAAACAAAUGAAACAUUAUUUGGGGUAAAGAGCACAUUUGAUGAGGAUCUUUAUACAACGAAACUUGAGAAAGGUCCACAAAUGAGAGAGUUGGAAAGGGAGGCUUUAAGAAUAGCAAGAGAAAUUGAGGGUGAGGAGACACAUGAUCUACAUUCAGCAGAGGAAAGAGGCAUUCACCUCCAUGAAAAUUUUGAUAUUGAUGAGGAGACAAGAUUCUCCUCUGUUUACCGGGGUGAGGUUGAUGAUAGCGGAUAUGAUGAGGAUGAGGAUAUUUUGUUGGAUGCACGUAAUACUGAUACCUUUGGAGAUUCUUCUGGUUCUUCAAGGAAGGGUUCCCUUGAAUGGACUGGUGGAAAAAUCAACAAUGGAGCUCAAGUGCCAUCAAGUUCUUCAUCUGUGGAUUACACACAAUGUACCGAGUCGAAUGUUGCCCCAGAUUUAUGUCGCUCUGGAACUUAUGACCAUGCUAGACAGCUGGCAUCAGAACCACCGUUCAAAAGUUUCCCCAGUACAGCUGGUGAAAGCAGUGAACAUGGAGAGAGAGAUAGUGCUACUGAGUCUGUAGAAAAGCGGAUGCUAGCUGAGGACAAUCAAGAGUCAAAACCUGAUGAUUCGCAGCCACUGCUGAAUGAGAAGAAAGAUGCGUUUGAUAAAGGGGUAUUAUCCCCAAAUGCCACCUCUUAUGCUCCAGCUCCGGCUUCAUCAAAAGGUCAUGAGAAGAGUUCUAGUGAGAUGUUAGAGGGUCCAGUGACUGGAAAAGCACAUGUUCAAACACACACUGUAAAUUCUCAUGGACGGCCUGGUAGUUCUGCAUCUUCCAAUUCAGAACGUGCAACUGCUGCACCUACUUCUGGAGGCCCUGGUUUGUCACCAAGCUCAUCAUUGAGUUCAUUGUCUUCAGAAAAGUCAACGUUGAAUCCCCAUGCUAAGGAAUUCAAACUCAAUCCAAAUGCAAAGAGUUUUGUUCCAUCUCAAGCGCCUGUUAGGCCUCCAUCCCCGGUGUCUGAUGGUUCCUUCUAUUAUCCGUCAAACGCUCCCGCUGUACCACAUAUGCCGGGCAUGCCUGUUGGCGUUGGAGUUGGACCCUCUUUCACACACCAGCCUGUUAUGUUUAGUCAACAGCAAAUGCAAGCACCCCAAGCAUAUUUUCAUCCAAAUGGGCCUCAGUAUGGGCAACAGAUGCUUCUUGGCCACCCUAGGCAAGUCCUAUACAUGCCAAGCUACCAACCUGAGAUGCCAUACAAAGGACGAGACUAUUAACUCACAGUUGGACGAAUGCACUUUGGUUGAUCCGGCUGCUGCACCUAAAGAAUAACUCCUUGGAGUCUUCUGGGAACAAUUUUUGGAGGAGCGGAGCCCUCCUCCCCAAAAAGAUCCCUGCAUUGUUCUUGAAUCUUUUGUGUGCCAAGGAAAGCUUACUCCUUCCCGGAUAUACCUCCGUGACCGACCUAUGCUUUAACCCGUAUGAUUGACACUGGAUUUAUCAAUUUCAUACUGUACAUUAUUACUCGUGUCUCUUCUUAAAAAAAUAUAAUUUAUCCAAACAUUUAUAUUUUAUGGAGUAUUUUUUUCGUUUGGGAUAUACUGAUUAAUUCACAGUUAACAAUUUGUCAAAUUUAUGUUGUCCUGCGUGCAUGCCAUAUGCAUUCAUGUUGGAGUGGGUUGGGUAUGUUAUUUGAUUGAUCAAGGAUUUGGUGCCUUUAAAGUUCGAUGAACACAAAGAUUCGGAAUAAUUGCCAUGGAUGAUCAGAUUUUAUUAAUAAUAUUUGCAAAU